Messenger RNA from Exophiala aquamarina CBS 119918, 2334 nucleotides. RefSeq lists its product as uncharacterized. Gene Ontology annotation, biological process: transmembrane transport. Gene Ontology annotation, molecular function: transmembrane transporter activity. Bases 1 to 2334 code for a protein of 777 amino acids. The record is from RefSeq and is a predicted model, not a curated record. NCBI's taxonomy places the organism in Eukaryota, Fungi, Ascomycota, Eurotiomycetes, Chaetothyriales, Herpotrichiellaceae. The transcript has 2 exons.
AUGGAGGACGACUCCCGGAGCAAUGGCAUGCUGCGUCCAUUCUCACAGCCAGCCCUGAACUCCAGAUUCCCCUCGCUACGACGACUCAAUUCCACCGAGCCCUACCGACACCGAUCCUUACCUGCCGAACCCUCACCUGGCUCCGACCGCGCCAGCAGUGAGAUUACCUUCGCUGUUCUUUAUGAUGAUGGCCCAGACUACCAUGUCGGCCAGUAUGACGACCAAGGUUCCAUGCGAUCUCAGCAAAACAGACCUGACUCCAUGGCCUCCUAUGCUCCAUCCUUCCGCACUCGAGACUCCAGGCUCGUGAGUGACGACCAUUACCUCGACCGUAACCAGGACUUUGUAGCAAACCAGAGAUUGCUCGCUGAAGGCUACCUCAACAACAAUGACUCCCUCUAUGACCAGUCUGUCCCUCGUUAUCCCACCCAAUCUGAAGAGACCUUGGCCAUGAACACUCUGUACAACUCCUAUCCUCGAGACGAGAAGCGUCCACUUAACCAGAUGAUGACCCCUCCCCUCGAGCGUCCUCACUCGAAACAUUCUCACGAAUCGUGGUGUACUUGUGAAGAAGACCACGGUCAUGGUCAUGGCCACGGGCCCAAUCCGCCUCAAACCUCCACAGACAGGAAAGACCCUUCCAAGUUUGAUCUUGAACGUCAAAAUGGGCCUGCUACGCCCACGCCCUUCCUUCCAAAAGAGAAACCUUCCGACCAGUACGAGGUCAAAUUCAACGGUCCGGAUGACCCACUCAAUCCCAAGAAUUGGCCCUCGAAAAAAAAGUGGGCUGUUACUGGUCUGACCGCAGCCUUCACCUUCUUGUCGCCCUUGGCGUCGUCCAUGGUCGCGCCUGCUAUUCCUCAGAUCAUGGAAGACUUCAAUAUCCCCCCUACCGACAGAAUUCAAGGACAGAUCGUCCUCUCUAUCUUCGUCUUGGCUUACGCCGUUGGCCCCAUGUUUUUGGGUCCUCUUUCCGAGCUGUAUGGUCGUGUCUUGAUUCUUCAGCUAUCCAAUAUAGUAUUUCUCGCCUUCAACAUUGCGUGCGGCUUUGCUCAAUCCAAAGAACAACUAAUGGCUUUCCGCUUCCUCUCUGGUCUAGGUGGUUCUGCUCCACUCGCCAUCGGAGGUGGCGUUCUGGGGGAUUUGUUCAAGCCUGAAGAACGCGGCAAGGCCAUGGGUAUCUAUGCCUUGGGUCCUCUACUCGGCCCUGCCAUUGGCCCCAUUGUCGGUGCUUGGGUGGCUGAGAAAUCUGACUGGCGAUGGAUGUUCCAUGCCUGCUCUAUCACCACCGUCUUCAUCCUGAUCUCCGGUUUCUGGAAGUUCAGCGAGACUUACGCACCAUAUAUUCUGCAUAAGAAGGCCAAGAUGAUUCGUAAGCAGACCGGUGAUACCCGUUACUGGGCCGACGGAGAAGGCGAAGUCGACCAGCCUGUCUGGAAGAAGGUUGUCAAAACCAUGGGCCGCGCAUUUGGCAUGUUGUUCACCCAGCCAAUCGUCCAGGUUAUGGCACUUUACAUGGCUUUCUCCUAUGGUGUCCUCUACCUCGCCCUAUCAACCUUUCCCUCGCUCUACCAGGGUGUUUACGGCCAAAGUGUUGGUAUCUCGGGUCUCAACUACAUUUCCCUCGGUCUCGGCUUCUUCAUUGGCGCCCCUGUCUGUGGAAAAUCCAGUGACAAGAUCUACCAAAAACUCAAGAAGAAGGAUCCUCGUGGUCAGGGAAAGCCUGAGUACCGUAUGCCUCUGGUCAUCCCUUUCUCCUUUUUGGUCCCCAUUGGCCUUUUGACCUACGGAUGGGCUGCUCAAGCCAAGACCCACUGGAUCGUCCCCAACAUCGGUUCCUUCAUCUUCGGUAUUGGUACCAUCGCCGCCUUUCAAUGUGUCACCAGCUACCUAGUCGAUACUUACGGCCGUAUGGCCGCUUCUGCUGUGGCCGCCGUCACUGUUCUGCGCUCUCUCGCUGGUUUUGGGUUCCCUCUGUUUGCCCCUUAUAUGUACGAGUCUCUCGAAUUUGGUUGGGGUAACACUGUUCUGGCUAUCGCUGCCAUUGGGAUCGGUGUUCCUACACCAAUCCUCCUGUGGAUGUUCGGUGAGAAACUCCGAAAGAGAAGUUCUCUCGCCGCCAAGGGUCCCCCAGGCGGCCCAGGGGGUCCAGGAGGUCCUGGUGGUAAAGGCCCCGGAGGUCCCGGUGGUCCCGGAGGCAAAGGCCCUGGAGGUCCUCCAGGGAAAGGCCCAGGUGGUCCCGGAGGCAAACCAGGAUUUGGUCCUGACGGUACUCCCAUGGGCCCUCCCCCUCCAUUUCCAGGCGGUCCCAGCAAAGGCCCUGGACCGCGAUAA